Molecule: messenger RNA, 6761 nt
Organism: Xiphophorus couchianus (Monterrey platyfish)
Lineage: Eukaryota; Metazoa; Chordata; Actinopteri; Cyprinodontiformes; Poeciliidae
Gene: nhsl3
Product: NHS like 3
Exons: 10
Coding region: 326-4675 (1449 amino acids)
Biological process (GO): cell differentiation
Source: RefSeq, a predicted model, not a curated record
CAGAGGGGUGGGACAGGCUGUUUCACAGAGCAUGCAGCUUCAUUCACUCUGCUAAAAAACACACACGCACACUCGCCUAUCCCUUGGAAAGCUGUUCUCUGGCCGAAGGGGGGGAAAAAAGCAAGGAGCAGCAGAAGGAGAGGACAGAACGCUUCGCUGAGUGGUUGGACGGUCAGGAAGAACUGACACCAGGGGAGAGGCCAGAGAGGGACUCUCAUCGAAUCCUGGAGAGAAAUUUCGCACCCGGUGAAUCGUUCCAAGCGGAGACAACUGAAGGGAGUGUUGUGGGGGGGAAAGAUAUCUACCCACUGGGACCAACCUCACAAUGUCCCGGAGGAGGUCUACAGGUGACCUGGUGCCCAGGGACAUCUCUGAGAUCUUAGCCAAGGAGGCGAGGGCUCAGCGUGGACAGAAGAAGUCGGGAGGCUCCCUGGGACAGGCCUUCAGCUGGUUGAGGAAGAGCCGGAGGAAGAAGAACCUCGGCAACGGAGUGAGCCGUACUCCCACCGGGGUGGCGGAUAAUAAACCGGGACUUCUCAACCACGACGCCGCGAAGGCAGCUGGCCCGAAGGGGAAUGACGACCAGAAGCGGUUGACGGUUCACUACACGGCCUCCCAGCACUACCAGGAGAAUGUGUUCAUCGAGGGCAGCAGGCCUCAGUACCUGGAAGACUUACACACCGAAGCUCAGGAGGGGCUCAAGAUACUACAACAGGAAGAGGACAAGAACGGAGUAAACUUUGCGGACGAUGAAAGCAUCAUCUCUACAGAUACCCUCUGCCCGGAGCAGGACAUCAGCUCCAAGGACAGAGGCGGCUCUCUGGGGUCGAGACCCAACGCUAACAGUGAUUCCGCAGCAACUUCUGCUGUGUUGAAUCGGCCUGGGAUUACUCACCAAGGCUCCACAUUCAAGCCUUUGAAUCCAGUGAAAAGAUUCGAUAGAAGCAGAAAGAGGAACAGGAGGACCACCAUCAUGGGCAUUCCCAACCAGGUCCAGAAAGAACUUGCUCUGAACAGAAGUUCCACCUUUCAGCCGCUUGUUUCGACUAAUCAUGAAAAUCACAAUGGUGACAGCCAGUCAAGUGUUGUUAUCAUUCCUACAGUGGACGGAGGGACUCCGUUAGCAAAAAAAGAGGGAGCAAGGGUACACCUUUCAGAACUGGAGGUCUUUAGGGAUGAGCAGGUGGUGAGGAAGCACCUUCAGGGAGGGUACCAAGAUGAGCAGACCUAUCUCUGUCCUACAGUCAGACCCAAGUCCCUGGCAUUUCCUGGAAUGACAACAUCCUUUUCACUCUCUCCAUCAAUGUUGCACUUCCUCCAAGAGCCUCAGGGUCCGGUGAUGUCCAUCUCUCCUCAGGCCACUUACUUGUCUACGAUCAUCCCUAAUGCUGUUUUACCGGCUGCAGUUGAAGUAAUUGAGAUUGACCGCAGCAACAGUCGAACUCGAGGCAGCAGUGUCAAUCAUGGCAACAGUGCUUGCGCUGUCAGCAAAAGCAGCCUGACAUCUGAGGAAUCAGCAGUUAGUCCUCUGUUGUCAAGAAGAUCAGAUGGUGACGGUUCCCAAACAAAUAGCUCUAACUAUGACUCUGCACUAAUGCCCUGGUCAGCCUCAGGUUCAAACUGGAGUGAGUCUCAAUCCUCUAAGACUAUUAUUUCAGACUCCUCAGUUUCAUCUUCUAAUAGAGGGGGGUUUAAUGUACAAGAAAGCCAGACACAGGAGUCUGGUAACAGCCAAGAUCUCACAAGUUUUUGUAUCCCAGCUAAUGCAAUUAGCAGCCUGAACAAAACAGAAGUAAACACAACAGAAGCAGAGUCUGGGCAUGAAGCAACACAGUCAUUGACUGCUGGCGAUCAAGUAAAGAACAAACGGAAUUGCAUACAUAGUCUUUCGGUUACCAAGACCAAACAUCCUCCAGCACCUCCACAAAGAACUAACUCUCUGCAUGGCAAAAAGGUAAAAAGUGAGACCAUGAUUGUGGUGGAACUGGAAGAUCCUAGAAACUCAGGAGAAGUAAAAAGUUCAUCAGAAAAUACAGUAACAGAGGAUGAAGUUAAAUUGGUUGCUACAAAUGCCAAUUUGAGCCCAGAACCUUUGUCAAACUCUACUGGGCCAAGCUCAACAAACUCGUCCUCCACAUUUCUAACGCCUUUGCAGGAUUCCCCUAACCAGGCUGAAGAAGUGACAGCAUCACAACAAGAAUCCGACCCUUCCUCUCCACAGAAAACAGCACCAGAUGUAGGGAAAUUUGAACGGACAAUGUCUCCUUCCAGUGGCUAUUCUAGCCAGAGUGGAACUCCAACACUUUCCCCGAAAGAAAUCUCCCCAAAUUCUCCAGACAAACUGAAAAAGAAGCCCAUCAAACCAGAGAGAUCCGCAUCCCGUGCCUCAUCCUCAGCAGCUUCUCCCUCCUCCUCACUCACCUCCCUGUCAUCAGGUACAUCUGAGCCUGCAAAUGCCGAUGUUACCACAUGCAGCACAAUUCUGUCUCCGCAGGAUUCCUCACCAACAAAUGAAAUAACUCCAAGUGGCAAGCUCUCAUCUUUAAGAGCAGAUGUACAAGAACUGUUAAACAUCCCUUCUCCUCCUAAAGUGAAAGCCCCUCGCCCGCCGCCUCCGGAGACAUGGGCCCACAGCAGACGGACUGUUGAGCUCCUCUGUGGGGCUCCUAAUGUCAUCAAAACUCCACUGAAAGGAAAGCAAGUAGAAACUCAAAGAGAGCUCAGAAAAGACAGUGAAGUUACAGUCAAAAACCAGACAACUCAGGAGAAUCUUGUUUUGGAAAUGUCUGUACAUACAGAAAACACUGUGACAAAAGAUCUUGAAUAUGGCAAAAGUGAAUUAAAGAUUAGAGAAUCUUCAGAUAAAGAACAAAUGCAUAAAAAUGAGGAUCACACGGAUUUUAACAGCAGAGUAGAGAGUAAAAUCAAUGUUGUAAAGAAGCCAGAAAGUCAAGAGACAACUCCAAAGAAACAGCCACCCCCUGUCAUGAAGAAACCAACAAAAAUACCGUUCAGAGACGAAAUAAGGCAUCCAUUAGAGACACAAGAAAGGACAUUGAGCUCCACUGCUGCAAAAGAAGUUCACUUGUCUGUUGAGGACCAUACAACGCCAUCCCAAAAUGCUGCAACAGUUCCCGCUGAUAAGAACAACAUGGAAAAGAGUGAAGUUCAGCCUAUGCAGACACUUACAGUUGAGGUCCCCAAAAUGAGUAAGCUCUCACCACCACUUACGCCUCCUCCAGCUUACCAGCCUACACCUCCUCCGAUAAGGAAACCUGCUGCUUCAUUAGUGUCUCCAAUGCCAAAUGAGUCUGAGAAGGAACAUGACAUGUCACAUGUUGUAGAUUCCUGUUGGCCACCUCCGCCUCCUCCAUUAGAAGGGGAACCUGUCUUUGAUGGAGGAGAUGAGGUGGAUUUCCCUCCACCUCCUCCACUAUCCAUAAGAGAUGAUGUAACAGAGAUGACAGAAUUAACCCCAGUCGCUCCAGUUUCACUUUCAGCUGACAACAAAUCCGCUGAUGUUGAACAGAUUUCAAAAGCUGACACUGCUCUUGAGACUUCUUCCCAAGAUACUUCAUGCACUACAGACAUAGUUCCACUCUUGCCUCCUUCACCACCUAUUGCCAGAGUAGAGAUCCCAAUGCCGGUCCGGGAAGUGUCUCCUUCCAGCAGUUAUCUUAGGCGAAACUCCCUAAAACUUGAAGAGCAGUCUCCUUCUACUCUUCCAGUAAGUCCUGAGCUUUCAGCUCCAACUUCAGUGCCAAAAGCACCUCCUCCACCAAUGGAAAAUGUAACCCCUGGAGUUAAUUUCAGAAGGCAACCCAGUGGCACAUACAGAGACGCCAGGAGCAAAGAGCUACUUUCUCGCCACAAAAGUGCACCAAUUCCUAAAGAGGACGCAAACAUACCACUCGUAACCCCCUCGCUGCUGCAGAUGGUUCGCCUUAGAACGGUCAGCAUGACUGAAGAUCAGGUGCAAGCUCCAUCUGAAGACACAGCACAUCAGGCAACUCCAGCUCAGGAGAAUUGUUCCGUCUCAAGCCAAGGACCUCAAGACAUUCCUCCAAAGCCCAUUCGGAAGUCUUUGUCAAUAAAAUCUCCUCCUCAAACAGUAAAAUCGUCCACUGUGACAAUGAGUUCUCCUUCCCUGCGUCUGCAGGAGGCCAUCCGAAUGAAAACUGCAGCCAUGUCUUCCAGAGACUGUCUUCCCCACAGACUGGGUGUUAAAUCCCCUACUUACAGUUCCAUUGGUGAACAAGGGGGACACUCUCUAAAACCUCUUGAAGGAUGCGAUAUUCUUAAAUCCCCAGCAUCUACAGCUAGCUUUAUCUUCUCUAGAAGCACAAAAAAGGUGGUCAUUGAGCCUGUAGCCGCCUCCUCCUCAGAGGCUCAGGCAAGUCUGAAGCAAAGCUUAGCAGCAGAGCUCAGGCAGGUCUCUGACCAAUCAAAGGCUGGUGUUCUCUCAAACGGCAGAGUCAAGACUGACAGAAUUCCUCCGCCGAUAGCCAAGAAGCCAACUCCUGGAAGUACAAGUCCCUUGCUGAGCUCCCAUAGCUGUUCAGCAAAGAUGGAGCUCAGGGUUGAGGGAAGCAAAGAUCCUGGAACUGCACAACCUGUGGCACCAACUACAACAACUACAAGAGUGACGGUGGACACGAUUGAAACGUUGUUUUGAACGAGUAAUCUGUGACCAGACUCGCAGGAGGAAGAAAACAAGAUGGCAAGCAAGUGAAAGGAUGACUCACAACAUUUAGACAUUACUAAGAGACAAUAAACCCAGUCUUGUUGUGUUCUAUCCAAAAGCCUUAGCCUGUAAUGGCCUUCCUACAUAUUUAUGCAAAAAAGAAAAGAUCGUGUUAAAACCCUCGACUUCUAAAGAAAGCUUUAUUCUAAAGUAUUUUUCUACAUAAUCUAAUCUAAGGACCCCUCAGGGUGGACUGAUGCACAUAACAUGAAAUCUCAGCUUGGCUUGUGUAAGAUCGCCUCCCAGAGGUUGAAUGAGGUAGUGCAUCCUCAGAAGAAAAGUUGGAGAAAGGGGUUUAUUGUACAUUUUAACCCCAUGCUGCAGUAAAAAGCAAUGCAUAGUAAUGAUUCUCACUGGGGCUGACAGAGUCUCCAACCAAGGACAGGAUGAAACAUUGUCUCCUUGGUUACGCUUGUACAGAAAUUACUCAACGUAGUUUUAGUCUUGCUUUUCACUGUGUGUAAAAGUAUUAAAGAAAAAAGGGAAGACGAUUAAUCCUAUGGGAUGUUUUGUUGUUUAGGACAAAAUGACUUUUGUAAAGCUGCAGGUGAUAAUUUGUUAACAGGCAACAAAAAUCUUUAAAUACAGUAUCUGCCAACAGAAGCACAUGUCAGAUCAUUGAAGAAAUGUUAUCAAAGACAACCCAACUAAAUAAAAAAUUUAGUUUCCAGAAAGGGAUUCUUUAAUAAAGGAGAAGCUAUCCUCGCCAACUUGGCCCUAUGUGAAAAAGUAAUUGGCCCCUAAACCAAAUCAGUAGUUUUGAGACCCUCGGCAGCAACAAAUGCGAGAAGUUUUGGCCUAAUUUUUAUUGCAAAAUAGUUCUAAUCCACCCGUAUUAGAUGCUUUCUGAGUAUGAUUCGCCUGUUUAAGGUUUAAGGUCAUGCCUCAGCUUCUCAAUUGGAUUCAAAUCUUGGUCUUGCCACUCCAAAGACUUUCCUUUGGUUCCAACAGAGAUUCAGGAGAGGACACUCCCGUUUGAGUUGGAUCCUUAUCCUCUAUAUAUUCUAUUCUCCAUCGGAAUUUUCUGGGAGAGAGCAAAUUUGUAGUUCCAUCAAUUAUGGCAAAACAUUUUGAUAUAUAGCAGUAAAAAAAGCCCUAGGCCACCACUCUACCACCAUCUGUCAUUAUGAUGUUCUCUGUCUGAACAGUCCACAGAACAUUUUCCUGGAAUCUUGGGGAUCAUUAACAAAUUUCGGCAGAUAUAAGAGUUUUUGGAGGUUUUUCGAUCAGCAUUGGGUUUUGGUCUUGAAGCUGUCCCAUCAAUGCAUUUUUAUGCCCUGUCAAUUAUUUUUUGACUUUUGAACACUGACCUUCACUGAAGCAAGUGAGGCCUGCAGGGAUUUAGAUGCUCUUGAGUUCCAUUUUGACUUCACUUGUCAAAAUAAUGGUUCUCACUGUGGUUCACUGAAAUACCCAAAUUUGUAGAGAGAUCUCUGUUACCCUCUUUCAGACUGAUGUUGAUAAAUUUAUUUUCAUUGAGGCGUGAUUUCUUGCUUUUUAAGGUCUUUUAGCUUUUUUUUUUUUUUUUUACUUUGGUUGUCUUUGUUGAUGUAUUUCUGAUUAGCUUAGACAUGUAAGCAUGACAAACAAAAAUUUAAAACAAAAGAAUUUGGUACAGGUGCAAAUACUUUUUUUUACAUGAAGCAUAAAGCAGCAAAACAACUAGAUUUUUUUUUUUCACUAGCAGCACUGGAAGUCACCGUUUCCUACCAAAUAUUAAAUAAAAACCACUUCUGAAGUAACAAAUCUGGUGACUGACCUUGGGAAUUUGAUACACUGGAGCUGGUUCGGUAUUUUUAUUAAAAGAUUUUGUUCCUAAAACUUUGACUUAGGCUUUUAGAAUGGAGAAUUAAGCUCAUCACUGUUUGCACAAAAAAAAAACCCCUUCCCCAGGGGAAUCAUAUAAAGUCAAUUCUUGACUCUUUAUAAAGGGUGUUUUAAAAAAAUCUCCAUUUUGGUGAUUAUAAAGAAUCAUGUACAGUUAUUACUUCUAUUAAUAAAUUCUACUUGUGUCAAA